Molecule: messenger RNA, 1716 nt
Organism: Thunnus maccoyii (southern bluefin tuna)
Lineage: Eukaryota; Metazoa; Chordata; Actinopteri; Scombriformes; Scombridae
Gene: stk26
Product: serine/threonine protein kinase 26
Exons: 12
Coding region: 312-1529 (405 amino acids)
Biological process (GO): protein phosphorylation
Molecular function (GO): ATP binding; protein kinase activity
Source: RefSeq, a predicted model, not a curated record
CAGACUCUCACAGCAGGACGUGUGUGUGUGUGUGUGUGUGUUUUGUAGUUUGUUCAUUUCUUUUCAGCAGCUGCUGUCUGCAAACAAACCGCCUUUUCUAUCGGAUACAUUUCUCCAUUUCUUACAUUUACUACCUGCUUUUUUUGAAGGGGGGGAAGUUUUGUUGUUUUUUUUUUCCCCCUUGUUGUUGUUGUUGUUCUUGUGGAGGUGAAGCUCAAAGAGGAAUUAAAAGAAAGCUAGACUCAAAGAAGAAGAAGAAGAAAACAGACAAACCUGGAGGAGGAAAAGGGCGUUCAUACUUCGAAGUAACCAUGGAAGUUCCUGGUAUGCAGAGUUCUCAGAUUGAUCCGGAGGAGUUGUUCACCAAAUUGGAUCGGAUUGGUAAAGGAUCCUUUGGAGAGGUGUUUAAAGGUAUCGAUAAUCGUACUCAGAGCGUCGUCGCCAUCAAGACCAUCGAUCUGGAGGAGGCUGAGGACGAGAUCGAGGACAUCCAGCAGGAGAUCACAGUUCUGAGUCAGUGCGACAGUCCGUAUAUCACCAAGUACUACGGCUCUUAUCUGAAGGGCAGUAAACUAUGGAUCAUCAUGGAGUAUCUUGGUGGAGGAUCUGCGCUCGACUUGCUGCGGGCAGGUCCGUUUGACGAAUCUCAGAUUGCCACCAUGCUGAAGGAGAUCCUGAAGGGGCUCGAUUACCUGCACUCUGAGAAGAAGAUCCACAGAGACAUCAAAGCUGCCAACGUCUUGCUGUCGGAGCACGGUCAGGUGAAGCUGGCGGACUUCGGGGUGGCCGGUCAGCUUACGGACACGCAGAUCAAGCGGGAAACCUUUGUGGGAACGCCAUUCUGGAUGGCUCCUGAAGUCAUCCAGCAGUCUGCCUACGACUCUAAGGCUGAUAUUUGGUCGCUGGGCAUCACCGCCAUCGAGCUCGCCAAAGGGGAACCUCCGAAUUCAGACAUGCAUCCGAUGCGAGUUCUGUUCCACAUCCCCAAGUCUCCUCCUCCGACGCUGACGGGAGAUUUCUCCAAGAGCUUCAAAGAGUUCACCGAGGCCUGCCUCAACAAGGACCCCGCCUUCCGUCCCACAGCCAAGGAGCUGCUCAAACACAAGUUCAUCGUCAAACACUGUAAGAAGACGUCCUACCUCAGCGAGUUGAUUGACAGGUACAGGAGAUGGAAGGAGGAGGGGCACAGCGACAGCAGCUCCGACGACUCUGACAGUGAGUCCAGUAACAAGGAGAACAGCGAUUCUCCUGAGUGGUCCUUCACCACCGUCCGUAAGAAGAAGACGGAGGGCAGGAAGGUCCUCCACGGGACGGGUCAGGAUCAGCUGAGUAAGUCCGCCAGUCUGACCACAGUCAUCUCUCCUGUCUUCACUGAGUUGAAGCAGCAGCACAAGGAGCACUCUGAGCAGCGAUUGGCCAUCGAGGAGCUGGAACGUAACAUCCGAUUGGCUGAAGACGUCUGUCCAGGCAUCACGGACAGGAUGGUCACACACAUCAUUGCCAGGUACCAGAAAUUCACGACCAACUGAGGAGUGGAUAAAUCGAAAAAGGAAGUGCGUGGAAUGAAGAGAGACUGUGUCUCCGUACGGUGACGCUGCUGGACGAUUGGAAACGGAGGAGAUUUGCUGUGCGAUGUCUCCUCGCUGUACACACACCUGACACGCAUACACACAUAUAUACAUACGUACACACACACAUACACACACACACUACUAA